CCUGCGAUUUGGAAGAUAUCCUUUCCUCAAAAGGCCGCCAGUCUCCCUCCUUCCUCCUUUUGUUUGUUAUCACUUUCCCUCUAUUCUGAUUCCCUCCCCACUGACCUAAAUCCAUUCUCCACGACCUUCACCUCCGUAUCCAUGGUGGGCGACGGCCACUUUGUUCAGACGCCGCCCAAUUCAAAGAAAUCCAAGAAGAAGAAGAAGAAGCGAGGCGGCAGCAAGAAGAAGAUGACUUCCGAGCAAACUGCGGCGUUUAAGUAUGUCACGGAGUGGGUUUAUUUGGAUCAAUCUAAUUCUCUUGCCUCCACUGCUGCGGCGUCUGUGGUGGACGAUUUUGGAGUUCAGAAAACUCUUGGCAAAGGUGGGGAGAAGGUCGUCUUUGAGUUGCAUUCGCAUUCCAAAUUCAGUGAUGGAUUUCUUUCCCCUUCGAAGCUGGUGGAGCGAGCUCAUGGAAAUGGGGUGAAAGUUCUUGCUUUGACAGAUCAUGAUACAAUGUCUGGUAUCCCGGAGGCCAUCGAAGCAGCUCGUAGAUUCGGUAUCAAAAUAAUUCCGGGUGUCGAAAUCAGUACGAUAUUCUCUUCAGGUAACUCAGAAUCAGAAGAACCAGUACACAUCCUUGCAUAUUACAGCAGCUGUGGACCAGCAAAGAUUGAGAAGUUGGAGAAGUUCUUAGAAAAUAUAAGAGAGGGGCGGUUUUUGCGUGCAAAGAACAUGGUGUCAAAACUGAAUGAGCUAAAGCUGCCUCUUAAAUGGGAUCAUGUAGCUAAGAUUACUGGUAAAGGAGUUGCUCCUGGGAGACUCCAUGUGGCUCGUGCCAUGGUUGAAGCAGGCUAUGUCGAAAAUCUAAAACAGGCAUUUUCUCGUUACCUUUUUGAUGGUGGACCGGCUUACUCAACGGGAUCAGAGCCUUGUGCAGAGAAAGCAAUACAAUUGAUACACGAAACGGGGGGUGUGGCUGUCCUAGCUCAUCCAUGGGCCUUGAAGAAUCCUGUUGCUAUCAUUAGAAGAUUGAAAGAUGCCGGUCUUCACGGGCUGGAGGUUUACCGGAGCGAUGGAAAAUUAGCAGCGUACAGUGACCUAGCAGACAUGAAUGGGCUUCUAAAACUUGGAGGAUCAGAUUUUCAUGGAAGAGGUGGAAACAGUGAAUCUGAAGUUGGAAGUGUAAACCUUCCUGUUCUUGCUAUGCACGACUUUCUUAAGGUCGCUCGAUCAAUUUGGUGCAGUGCCAUUCGAGACAUUCUCGAGAGUUACGUCGAAGAGCCUUCAAACUCAAAUCUAGCAAAAAUUACCAGAUUUGGAAGGACCCGGGUUUUGAAGGGUGGCUCCCCACCGCCGAGCUGCGUAAAUGACAUCAUCGAUCAUUGUUUAAAUUCGUGGCUGACGAACGAAGAGAAGCAAGAUGCCGAGUUUGAAGCUAUCAGAUUAAAGCUCUCCCAUAUUUCAAUGAAACAACAAGAAGUUAAGGUGCCUUAAGAGUUCAUAACACUAACCAGGGUCGAUCAUGAAAUACUCGCUCGUCGUGCUAACAUAGUCGACAUGUGGAUCAGAUUCAGUAAGUUUUUUGUACUUUCCAUAGUUACUGUUCUUUUGACGGGGAAAGCAGGUUGCAGUAAAUGAUUCGUUGAGGUACAUCGACGAACGAAAAGCUCCGAUUAUCGUAAGUUAUAUACUUAUUGUUCAAAUCAAUAAAACUUCAUUCAAUCUCUUGCAAGUAUUUUGUUCAUUGUUUAUGUAUUUAAUUGGAUCUCCAUGCCUACACCAAUCUUUUGGCAAUGUUGAAAAUGAAAAAGGACUUGUUGGAA
Cucurbita maxima (winter squash) is the source of this 1805-nucleotide messenger RNA. Its product is annotated as 5'-3' exoribonuclease. Bases 142 to 1476 code for a protein of 444 amino acids. The record is from RefSeq and is a predicted model, not a curated record. Gene Ontology annotation, molecular function: 5'-3' RNA exonuclease activity; 5'-3' DNA exonuclease activity. Lineage: Eukaryota; Viridiplantae; Streptophyta; Magnoliopsida; Cucurbitales; Cucurbitaceae. The transcript is spliced from 5 exons.